Armigeres subalbatus is the source of this 1353-nucleotide messenger RNA. RefSeq lists its product as uncharacterized. Lineage: Eukaryota; Metazoa; Arthropoda; Insecta; Diptera; Culicidae. The transcript is spliced from 2 exons. The record is from RefSeq and is a predicted model, not a curated record. The coding region runs from base 1 to 1353 and encodes 450 amino acids.
AUGCAGAUACCUCGAUGCUACUUCAAGGCUGCCAGCGCGGAACUGGAUGGCACAUUACAAGCACAUCUAUUUGUCGACGCCAGCGAGGCGGCGUAUUCGGCUGUCGUAUACUUCAGGAUCGUUGAUGCGGAAGGCAAUCCACAAUGCUUUCUCGUAACUGAUAAAACUAAGGUUGCGCCGAUCAAAUACGCCUCCAUUCCACGUUUGGAGCUGAUGGCAGCCGUUUUGGGAGCACGAUUACUAUCAUUCGUAGGGGAAAAUCACACGGUCCCGAUACACCAACGCUACUGUUGGUCAGAUUCCAAAACCGUUUUGGCCUGGCUUUGCUCCGAUCACCGCAGAUAUUCGCAGUUUGUUGCUUGUCGGGUUGGCGAAGUUCUCUCGUUGUCAAAGGAAAAUGAAUGGAGAUGGGUUCCAAGUAGACACAAUAUCGCCGAUGAAGCCACAAAAUGGGGCAAGGGGCCUUGUUUCGACGAGGAAAGCCGCUGGAUCCAAGGACCGGAAUUUCUAGGCCUGCCGGAAGAACAUUGGCCGAAACCAAAAACGCCGAUUAACUUAACAGACGAAGAACUACGUCCAUGCCAAAUGUAUCACGAAAUAAGUUCGCCUCUUAUCAAUUUCGAACGGUUUUCCAAUUGGAAUAGACUACUUCGUGCUGUGGCUUACGUUUACCAUUUUUUCACCAUCCACAACGCCCGAAAAACAAACUCUAGCGUUGAGAAAGGACCAACUCACGAUGAACUAAAAGCAGCGGAGACUUUAAUCUGGAGGAUGGUACAAUGGACAGUUUAUCCGGACGAGGUGUCUAUCAUGGAGAACAACAAACAUCUCCCGGAAGAUCAGCGGCGUACACUUGAUAAAACCAGCUCGCUAUACAAGCUUACGCCAAUGCUAGACGAGUUCAGGGUUUUGCGAAUCGACAGCCGAACUGGAGCUGCGCGCGUGGAUCAAUAUGACCUUAAGUAUCCUGUUAUACUCCCAUGGAAACACCAUGUGACGAACUUGAUCGUCAACUUUUACCACAGGAAGUACCUUCACGGUAAUACGGAGACGAUCGUCAACGAGCUUCGGCAAAGAUACUACAUUCCACGGAUUCGUGUGGUUGUAAAGACCGUAUCAAGGAAUUGUCAAUGGUGCAAAGUUUAUAAGGCACAACCGACCGUCCCUAAAAUGGGACCAUUGCCAGAAGCUCGACUGUCACCAGGGGUGCGACCUUUCAGUUAUAUUGGAGUCGACUACUUUGGCCCUCUUCUCGUCAAGCCUGCAUCCGCAGAUUCGUUUGUCGCCGAGGAGCACCAUUGGAAAUAUACUCCGACAAUGGACGUAAUUUCGUCGGGGCAGAUGGAGUUUUGA